Messenger RNA from Stylonychia lemnae, 1023 nucleotides. Lineage: Eukaryota; Ciliophora; Spirotrichea; Sporadotrichida; Oxytrichidae. The record is from the annotation of a GenBank genome assembly.
AUGAAAAUCUUGACUGCAAAAAUAUAGCCAUUAAAUGAUCUAGAAAAUCCAAUUAUUCCUAAGUAGAAAUUAUUCUGGAAGUCAUCUUUAGCUGCCGCCUUGUUGUGGGGUAGUGGCAAUUUCGCUUUAAGCUUGAUUAAGAACAAGGACUUUGCUGUGAGUUGCCUAGUCUGGACAGGUUUCGUCAUAACGAGUCUUAUAUUUCAGUUGUGCUAAUUUGCAAUUGCGAAGAAAAAUAAAGUUUAGAUAUCAUUAUUUGGCAAAUUUUUUGAAUAACUCUAUCACAGACAAAAACUAUGCCAUACCAUAUUGAGAUCGAUAAACUAUUUUCUUGUGAUUUGGCUGACAAUACUUAUUGCAGAAAUAUGCGAAACUUCUCACGUUAAUUUUGGACUAAUCAUUUGCGUUUUCUCAUCAAGUAUUGUUUUCUAGGUGAUUAUAUUUCGAUUGAAAUUUCAAGAAAAACUCUCCAAACUUAAAAUUGCAGGAAUCCUCAUAAUUAUUACUGGGGUAAUUUUUAUCACUCUUUCAAGUUAAGGUAAUUAAACAUACGAAGAUUUCUCAGAAAAUUUCAAGAGCAGUGGAGAUAAAAAGAUCAUUAUACUUGCUAUUGGAAUUGCUCUGAUAAUAGCUGCUUUAAACUGUAUAAGAGUAGUCCAAGCAAAAUAUAUUGAUUAAUACUUGGAUUACCCACCAAUUUAAUUUUCUCUAGAUGGAGCCUUGAUUUGUGGAGGGUUUUAAGCAAUUAUAUCUAUUUAUUACGUUAUUGAAGGACAUCCUAAUUAUUCAGGCUUCAAUUAUUUGAUAUGCUUUAUUGCAGGUGCACUUUUGUAGGGUUAGAGUUUAUUAUCCUUGCAUGCUGCAGUCAAAGGACUAGCGGCUCCUUGCUCGGCUAUUGUAAAUACUCAUUCAAUUGUUUCAACAAUUUUGAUUGCACUGUUUACUGGCAUUAUCCCAUCAAUUUAUUAGAUUAUUGGAUUUGUUAUCACAUUACUGGGAGUUUUAUCAGCAAUAUUAGGUUGA